This is a messenger RNA of Symbiodinium sp. CCMP2592, 1317 nucleotides long. NCBI's taxonomy places the organism in Eukaryota, Dinophyceae, Suessiales, Symbiodiniaceae. The record is from the annotation of a GenBank genome assembly.
AUGGCCCGCAUGCGGGGGCGACGAGGGGCACCCCUUGGCCUGCUGCUGGCACUGGGUGCUUUCCUGGCAUCACAGCGUGCAAGUCUUUCCUUCGUCCACGCGCCGCGGCGUCUGGGCACAGCGCAGUCUGCCGGCUCCGCCGUGCUGGACACAGCCACGAUUCUGCAACUUCCUUCAGGGGCGCAUGCUGCUACCGAGCAGGCAGUGCUUGAUUUCUUCAACGUGACCCUGGAUCGUGGCCUUUCGGAGGAGCAGGUCGCAGAGCAAAGGUCCGUCUUCGGAUGGAACCAGCUGGCGGAGCAGGCAAAGAAGACGCUCUGGCAGCUCGUCCUGGAACAGUUCGACGACCUUCUCGUCCGGAUCCUUCUCCUGUCUGCAUUCGUGUCCUUCCUCCUGGCGUACUUCAAUUCUGAACAGAAAGAGGAAGGCUUAUCGGCUUAUGUCGAGCCUCUGGUGAUCUUGCUGAUCCUUGCCAUCAAUGCUUGCGUCGGCGUGUGGCAGGAAUCGAACGCGGAGAAGGCUCUCGACUCCCUCAAGAAGAGCUCCAAUGGCGCAUGGCAUAUCGGUGGUUUCUGCUUCGGCCAGGGCACGGAGGAGUCGACGAAAGCCGCAGAGAUCAGGGCCCACGUGACGUGGGAAGGCCAACGAGGUUUGAAUGAGAUGGGGCCGGUGAAGCUCGUGGCUUUCGAUGCAACGGAGCAGCGUUGGGGUUCCGUGCGGGACACUUGGGGGAAAGAGGCCUGUGAGGACAAGAUCGACUCUGCUAACAUGGUGCGCCUGCUCAACAAGACCAAGGUCAAGUUCAACUUCCGCAUCAAGGUGCACCAGACCAGCUCCCCUCGCGACUGGCACUUCGCACUCUUGACAUGUGGCGAGGUGGAGGAAGCACCCUUAGUGCUCACUUUGGAGGCGACGAAGGGCGCCAUGAACAUGUUCGCGGCCAACUCCAAUUUCGAUUCCACUAGCUGUCCCGUCACGAAUAUGUCUUGGUUCGCAGCUGCCAGUGACGAUGCAGGGUUUUGGAUCCUCCUUGUGGGGGCCCUCUUGCUGGGGGCUUGUUCGGUGUUGUGCGUAGUGUUGUGCCGGCAAUUUCGUGGCAAAGGGAAGGAGGAGGCGAGCAGCCUUCAACUUCCUUCUCCGGCAGUCAGUGGUGCGGAACCCGUCAUCGGCAGGCCUUGCGCGGCAGUUGGGGAGGAGCCCGUGCAAAAGGCAACUCUCGAGAAGAUUGUGGACGGCCAGAUCAGAGCCAACCCGCAGCUAAGUGAGGCAGCCAAUGCCAACAGCUCCGAGCUGGCAUCUCCUGAGAGCGAUGUCUAG